This is a messenger RNA of Cynoglossus semilaevis (tongue sole), 2490 nucleotides long. It is a transcript of the gene rxrba, whose product is annotated as retinoid x receptor, beta a. Gene Ontology annotation, molecular function: sequence-specific DNA binding; zinc ion binding; nuclear steroid receptor activity. Gene Ontology annotation, biological process: regulation of DNA-templated transcription. The transcript is spliced from 12 exons. Bases 259 to 1650 code for a protein of 463 amino acids. Gene Ontology annotation, cellular component: nucleus. Lineage: Eukaryota; Metazoa; Chordata; Actinopteri; Pleuronectiformes; Cynoglossidae. The record is from RefSeq and is a predicted model, not a curated record.
GACUACGAGGCAAAGUGGGGGGGGGGCAGACACAGCGUACACACACAGACAUACACACGGGGCCUAGUCGCCACAUCUUUUCAUGCGAAGAAGCGGCCGCAAAACCAGACGUUUUUGGGUUCCCCCAACGACUCCGGCCCGGGCCUCAGUCCGCGGUCUAGAGUACAGUAGCGGGCUGCUUGAGGUGGAAGCACGUUGGUGUGAAGCAGCCAGCCCCCACCUCCCAUCCCUCCCCCCACCCGUGCUCCAGACACCAACAUGGGAGACAGCAGAGAUUCUCGCAGUCCAGACAGUUCGUCUGUGUCGUCGCCCCCGUCAGGCCAACGCUCGCCUCCGCUGGUUCCCUCGGCUGCAGCUUCGAUGACCUCUCUUCCUCCCAUAACAACCACAGGGGUCAACAGUCCAGUCAGCAGCAUCGGCUCUCCGUUUUCUGUCAUCAGCUCGUCUAUGGGCUCACCGUGCCUCCCCGGCACACCGUCAGUGGGCUACGGCCCAAUCAGCAGCCCACAGAUAAACUCCACGGUGACCAUGUCUGGGCUCCACGCCGUGAGCAGCUCUGAUGAUGUGAAACCUCCGCUGGGCCUGAAGCAGCUCUCCUCCCACAGCCCCGGGCCCAUGUUGUCCCAGAAACGCCUGUGUUCCAUCUGUGGAGACAGAUCUUCUGGUAAGCACUACGGUGUCUACAGCUGCGAGGGCUGCAAAGGCUUCUUCAAGCGCACAGUUCGCAAAGAUCUGACCUACACGUGUCGGGACAACAAAGACUGCAUGGUGGACAAGAGACAGAGGAACCGCUGCCAGUACUGCCGCUACCAGAAGUGCCUGGCGAUGGGCAUGAAGAGGGAAGCUGUUCAGGAGGAGCGGCAGAGGAACAAGGAGCGGGAGGGGGAGGUGGAGUCCACCAGCGCGGUGAACGAGGAGAUGCCUGUGGAGAAGAUCCUGGAGGCUGAGAUGGCUGUGGAGCAAAAGACUGAACUUCAUGCAGACGGCAGUUCUGGAGGCAGCUCUCCCAACGAUCCUGUCACCAACAUCUGUCAGGCAGCAGACAAGCAGCUCUUCACUCUGGUGGAGUGGGCCAAGAGGAUCCCUCACUUCUCAGAGCUGCCCCUGGACGACCAGGUCAUCCUGCUGCGUGCAGGUUGGAAUGAACUCCUCAUCGCCUCCUUCUCUCAUCGCUCCAUCUCCGUGAAGGACGGCAUCUUACUGGCCACAGGUCUGCACGUUCACAGGAACAGCGCCCACAGCGCCGGAGUCGGAGCCAUCUUUGACAGGGCGCACAAUGCUGAGGUGGGGGCCAUAUUUGACAGGGUCCUGACGGAGCUCGUCAGUAAGAUGAGAGACAUGCAGAUGGACAAGACGGAGCUGGGCUGCCUCCGAGCCAUCAUCCUCUUCAACCCAGAUGCCAAGGGUCUGUCCAACCCCAGUGAGGUGGAGCUGCUGAGGGAGAGGGUGUACGCGUCUCUGGAGUCUUACUGCAAACAGAAGUAUCCAGACCAGCAGGGCAGGUUUGCGAAGCUCCUCCUCCGCCUCCCCGCUCUGCGCUCCAUCGGUCUGAAGUGUCUGGAGCACCUGUUCUUCUUCAAGCUGAUCGGGGACACGCCCAUCGACACCUUCCUGAUGGAGAUGCUGGAGGCUCCUCACCAGCUCACCUAGAGGAGCCCGCUCCAGACCUGCCUCCGGGCCCGGCCCGGCCCGGCCCGGCCCGGCCCACACACCAGGAACCCUGGGCACGCUGUGCCUCGUCGGGUCGCUGGGCCUCACUGAACUGCAGCACCUCCUGGUGUUAACUAAGGGGCUGCGCAACCACACACACACACACACACACACAGGUCUUAAGUCUAAUCCGACCUUCCUGCUCCGUCGUCUUCUUUUUGUUCUUUUUCUUCCUUGUGUUCCAGGUUAGACUUUCCUCUCUGUUGCCACCAGGGGUCGCUCUGUUACAUCUGUGUCUGACUUCACCCUCUGUCCUUUUAAUCACGUUUUGCUUUUAACUUGAAAAUCAGGUGCAUAAUUUCAAUCAUCUGCCUGUCCGCCACCAUGCAGCUCCUCCUCCUCCUCCUCCUCCUCCUCCUCUUCCUCUUCCUCCUCCUCCUACUCUCCUCCCAUUGGUCAGGAGGCGUCCUGUGGAGGACAGGCAGACAGACUCAACUCUCACAGAGCUUGAAAGAUUUGUUGUUGUUUUUAUUUUUCUGUUCUUGAAGUACUGUACUCAUGAAAUGAGACCUUUGUCCAAGGCAUUGAAAUCCAGGAAAAGGGGCGGAGACACUUUAGCCCCUCCCACCCUGAUGCGCACAGCGGGCUUUGUCAGACAAGAAGAAUGACUUGAAUUAUUGUUGUUGUUGUUGUUGCUGUUGUUGUUGUUGUUGUUGUUGUGAUUCUUUUGUUUUUAGUUCAGAUUUAGUUCUUUUCUCGUGGGUUGGCGUUCAAAGAGCCUGACGCUCGCAGGAAGUAGAGACGCUCGCAGGAAGUAGAGACGCUCGCAGGAAGUAGAGA